Danio aesculapii is the source of this 948-nucleotide messenger RNA. RefSeq names its product polymeric immunoglobulin receptor (gene nilt55). The record is from RefSeq and is a predicted model, not a curated record. Bases 1 to 948 code for a protein of 315 amino acids. NCBI's taxonomy places the organism in Eukaryota, Metazoa, Chordata, Actinopteri, Cypriniformes, Danionidae. The transcript has 6 exons.
AUGGGCGAUGAUGCUGUCAGCGUGACAGGCAUUGCAGGAGGAAGUGUCAUCCUCAACUUUCAAUACACAAACAAAAUGACUAAAGAAAGUGCGAAGAGCUUCUGCAGAGUCUCAGAUGGCGAAUGCACUAAAGCACAGAGUCAUUUAUAUCUACCAGCGAAGAAUUUCACCAUGACUGAGGAUAAAUCUGUGGACUUUCUCAGCGUGCUCAUCAGAAACCUGACCAUCAAUGACAGAGGAAUGUACGGAUGGAAAGCCAACAAUAAAUGGUUGAAGGAGGUGAAGUUAGAUGUUCAACAAGAGCCGUGUUGUGGGAGAUCAGAGGAACAGACUGCUUAUGAACUGGGAGCUGCUGUCAUCCAUUGCAGAUAUCCAAAAACACUUCACGAUUAUCCCAAGCAGCUGUUCAAAUUGCAGAAUGGAUCACUGCACUCUGUAUUUACAUAUAAAGGUGUAUUUUCACCUAUGGAAACCAGUGAUCCAAGAUAUUCUAUGAACGUGGAUCAUGGCGAGGAGCACCUCUUUACUGUGACUCUUAUUAAUGUGAGCAGACAUGAUGAAGGACUUUACUUCUGUGCAGCUCAUGCAGUAAUGCCAAAUAGCUACAGUCUGAUUUUCUCUGAGAUUCAACUUCAUGUUACAGAUGCUCCAGUACAGCCUGAUCUCUCCGUCAUCAUCAUUACAGUGUCUGUGUGUGUGAUUCUGCUGUUCGCUGCAAUACUGAGUCUAUUGCUGCUCCGGCAGAAAUGCACAAACACAAAAGGUUCAGGUUCUUCAGAUCAGAGAAGCACAGUAGAGGUUGAUGAGAUCAACUCCUCUGUUUAUUACUCAUCGAUCAAAGAGCAGUCUGCUCAGAAGCCUGUGAGUAUGAACACAGUUUAUGCCACGGCACAAUUACAGACAGUCCUCUCUGACAGUGAUCCCUACACACUCGCUAUGAAGAGCUGA